AUGCCAGCGGACCAAAAGAUUGCCAUCGUCUCCGUCUACGACAAGACCGGCCUGCUGGACCUGGCCAAGGGCUUGGACCAGCAAAAUGUCCGCAUCCUGGCCUCUGGAGGCACCGCUCGCAUGAUUCGCGACUCGGGCUUCCCCGUCGAGGACAUCAGCGCCAUCACAAAGGCCCCCGAGAUGCUCGCCGGCCGCGUCAAGACGCUCCACCCCGCCGUCCACGCCGGCAUCCUCGCCCGCAACCUCGAGUCGGACGAAAAGGACCUUGCCGACCAGAACAUCAACAAGGUCGACUACGUCAUCUGCAAUCUCUACCCCUUCAAGGACACCGUCGCAAAGAUCAACGUCAGCAUCCCCGAGGCCGUCGAGGAAAUCGACAUUGGCGGCGUCACCCUCAUCCGCGCCGCCGCCAAGAACCACAAGCGCGUCACCAUCCUCAGCGACCCCCACGACUAUGCCGGCUUCCUCAAGGAGCUCGAGCAGGGCGAGAUCACCGAGACGAGUCGCAACCGAUAUGCCCUCAAGGCCUUUGAGCACACGGCCGACUACGACACCGCCAUCUCCGACUUCUUCCGCAAGGAGUAUGCCGCGGACCAGUACCUGGCCCUCCGCUACGGCGCAAACCCCCACCAGAAGCCCGCCGCCGCCUUCACGAACAUCGACAAGCUGCCCUUCAAGGUCCUCUGCGGCUCCCCCGGCUACAUCAACCUCCUCGACUGCCUCAACGCCUGGCCGCUCGUCAAGGAGCUCAAGCAGGCCCUGGGCAAGCCCGCCGCCGCCAGCUUCAAGCACGUCUCGCCCGCCGGCGCUGCCAUUGGCCUCCCCCUGACCCCCGAGGAGCGCCAGGUCUACUUUGUCAGCGACAUUGACGGCAUCGACUCGUCCCCACUGGCCCAGGCCUACGCCCGCGCCCGCGGCGCCGACCGUAUGAGCAGCUUUGGCGACAUCAUCGCCCUCAGCGACAUCGUCGACGUCCCUACCGCCUCCAUCAUCUCCAAGGAGGUGUCGGACGGCGUCAUCGCCCCGGGAUACGAGGAUGCCGCCCUGGAGAUGCUCAGGAAGAAAAAGGGCGGCAAGUACCUCGUCCUCCAGAUGGACCCCGAGUACUCCCCCGGGCCCACCGAGACGCGCACCGUCUACGGCAUCAAUCUGCAGCAGCACCGAAACGACGUCGAAAUCUCUCCAAGGUCGUUUGGCACAAUCAUCGCCCCCAAGGACUCGGGCGCCCUACCCGAGGCGGCCGCCCGCGACCUCACCGUCGCCACAAUCACCCUCAAGUACACCCAGAGCAACUCGGUCUGCUACGCCGUCAACGGCCAGGUCGUCGGUCUGGGCGCCGGCCAGCAGUCGCGCAUCCAUUGCACCCGCCUGGCCGGCGACAAGGCCGACAACUGGUGGAUGCGCUUCCACGAGCGCGUCCUCAACAUCAAGUGGAAAAAGGGCACCAAGCGCCCCGACAAGAGCAACGCCAUUGACCUGCUCGUCAGCGGCCAGCUGCCCCAGGACGGGCCCGAGCGGGAAGCCUUUGACGCCGUCUUCGAAGAGGUGCCUCCCGCCUUCACCGCCGAGGAGCGCCAGAGCUGGAUGAAGCAGCUCAAGGACGUGUGCGUCUCCAGCGACGCCUUUUUCCCCUUUACAGACAACGUCUUCCGGAUGGCCCGCUCCGGCGUCCGGUACAUUGCCGCGCCCGGCGGCAGCCAAAACGACGGCGCCGUCUUGGAGACAGCCGAGAAACUGGGCAUUACCUUUGUCGAGCAAAACAUCCGGCUCUUCCACCACUAA
Molecule: messenger RNA, 1782 nt
Organism: Hirsutella rhossiliensis
Lineage: Eukaryota; Fungi; Ascomycota; Sordariomycetes; Hypocreales; Ophiocordycipitaceae
Product: AICARFT/IMPCHase bienzyme domain-containing protein
Exons: 3
Coding region: 1-1782 (593 amino acids)
Biological process (GO): 'de novo' IMP biosynthetic process
Cellular component (GO): cytosol
Molecular function (GO): IMP cyclohydrolase activity; phosphoribosylaminoimidazolecarboxamide formyltransferase activity
Source: RefSeq, a predicted model, not a curated record